AUGACUUCAUUUGGGGCAACAAAUGUAGUUCGGGAAAAUUUUAUGCCAACUUUCAAGAUACAAGGGCAAAUAUAUCAUAGAGCAGGUUCACUGUUACCAGUGUCAGAUAGCGACAACAAAUUCCUGCAAAUUUAUUUUAUGGGCAAUUCACCACAAGAAAUUGAUCUGCGUUGUGCACAUAACAAUUUAGUAAAGAGGUCUAUUGUAGAACAAUUACAAACUUUAUUUCAUCAGCACAAUAAAUUGAUUAUAUUGUUUAAAACUGCCCUGGAUCUGAUGCCAUCCGAUAAUCACAAAAUUGUAAUCAGAGCUGAUAAAACACCUGCAGGUCAACAUACAAGACGUUUUAAUGCACCAACUAUUGAUGAAGUUGCUAUCGUUGUAGUUGGAGAAAACUUGGAAUCCCGUGAUAUUGUUUUACGUCGUCGGAAUGAUCAAUUACAACGUUCUGAAACCAACAAAAAAGUCAGUUCAAUGAACUAUUAUUCAUACCGCCUAAUGAUUCGGGAAAAUGAAGAUAAUCACAUAUUGAAAUGUCGGCGAUUAUAUCACAAAUAUGUUGUUGACAUGUAUGUUAAAAUUGAAACGGAAAGAUUAACAUUCAUCAGGUUGAAUCAAACCAAACUCCGAUCUGAAGAGUAUAUUCACCUUCGAGAUGCGAUUAAUACUGAUGGAAAUGCACAGAAUGUCGGUCGGAUGACUAUUCUUCCAGCAACAUACAUCGGAAGCCCUCGGCAUAUGCACGAAUAUGCUCAAGAUGCCAUGUCGUAUGUUCGUCAUUAUGGUACAGCAGAUUUGUUCAUCACAUUUACAUGCAAUCCGCAAUGGAUAGAAAUCAAUCAGGAGUUAUUCUCUGGGCAAUCACCCAUUGAUCGUCAUGAUAUUACAGCCAGAGUCUUUAGACAAAAGUUGAAAUCUUUAAUGGAUUUCAUCGUAAAACAUAAUGUGUUUGGUGAGACACGCUGCUGGAUGUAUUCUGUGGAGUGGCAGAAACGAGGAUUGCCACAUGCACACAUUUUGAUUUGGUUGGUUGAAAAUAUAAGGCCAAAUGAAGUUGAUGCAGUGAUAUCAGCUGAAAUCCCUAAUGUACAAGUAGAUCCUGGAUUGCAUGAGGUAGUUAUCAAAAACAUGAUACAUGGUCCCUGUGGAACUCUUAAUCAAAAUUCACCGUGUAUGAUGGAUGGUAAAUGUUCAAAACGAUAUCCACGGACAUUAAUAUCGGAAACAAUUACUGGUAAUGACGGUUAUCCAUUGUAUCGUCGCAGAUCGACAGCAGACAAUGGAAAAUCAACAAUUGUCAAAUUAAAUCAACAAGAUAUUGAAAUAGAUAAUCGUUGGAUUGUUCCAUAUUCACCCAUUUUAUCAAAGACAUUCAAAGCACACAUCAACGUUGAAUCUUGCCAUUCAGUGAAAUCUAUUAAAUACAUUUGCAAAUAUGUAGCCAAAGGGAGUGAUAUGGCUGUGAUUGGAAUUGGUGCAGAGAAUUCCAAUGAUGAAGUUACCCAAUACCAAAUGGGCCGCUAUGUCAGUAGUAAUGAAGCAGUUUGGCGAAUAUUUUCUUUUCCUAUUCAUGAGAGACACCCUUCUGUUGUUCACUUAGCUGUGCAUUUAGAAAAUGGACAAAGAGUGUAUUUUACAGCACAGAACGCAGUACAAAGAGCUGCUCAGCCACCAUCUACUACAUUAACCAGUUUUUUUGAGACAUGCCAAAACGAUGAUUUCGCACAAACAUUGCUAUAUUCUGAAAUGCCAAAAUAUUAUACCUGGAAUCAAUCCUCAAGGAGAUUUAUACGACGGAAACAAGGAAAACCAGUUCCAGGAUAUACAGAUGUAUAUUCCACCGAUGCGAUUGGCCGGAUUUAUUCAGUACAUCCAAGCAAUGAUGAAUGUUUUUACUUACGACUGCUAUUAGUCAAUAGAAGCCUGUCAACGUUUGCAAUUGCUUGA
Aphis gossypii (cotton aphid) is the source of this 1947-nucleotide messenger RNA. RefSeq lists its product as uncharacterized. Lineage: Eukaryota; Metazoa; Arthropoda; Insecta; Hemiptera; Aphididae. The transcript has 4 exons. The record is from RefSeq and is a predicted model, not a curated record. Bases 1 to 1947 code for a protein of 648 amino acids.